Benincasa hispida (wax gourd) is the source of this 1656-nucleotide messenger RNA. RefSeq names its product cytochrome P450 81Q32-like. The record is from RefSeq and is a predicted model, not a curated record. Lineage: Eukaryota; Viridiplantae; Streptophyta; Magnoliopsida; Cucurbitales; Cucurbitaceae. Gene Ontology annotation, molecular function: oxidoreductase activity, acting on paired donors, with incorporation or reduction of molecular oxygen; monooxygenase activity; iron ion binding.
AUGACCGAAAUGCCUCUAUUAGAGCGUUGCAACGCUCGUUACAUGUCUAAGCCCAAUGCUCGCCCCACACUACGAACAGCGAAACUGAAUCUCAUGGCUAUGGCUAUAGGAGCUAUCUUUCUUUACAUCCCACUGUUUCUUGUACUGUAUAUAUUAACGGAGCACUUCCUUCACAAGAUCAGAAACCUCCCGCCCACCCCUUUCCCAUCAAUACCUAUCCUUGGCCAUCUCCACCUCUUGAAAAAACCCAUAUACCGCUCUCUAUACAACAUCUCCCACCGCUACGGUCCCGUUGUGUUCCUCCGAUUGGGGUAUCGCUCGAUCCUGAUCGUGUCGUCUCCUUCUAUAGCCGAAGAAUGUUUGACUAAGAACGACAUCGUCUUUGCAAACCGACCUCGUCUCCUCAUAUCCAAGUGUUUCGGGUACAACAAUACGAAUCUCGUAUGGUCAUCCUAUGGGGACCAUUGGCGCAACCUCCGUCGAAUCUGCACCGUUGAGAUUUUGUCCACUCAUCGCCUUCAUAUGCUUUCUAUUGUUCGUUUGGAAGAGGUUAGAUCUUUGAUUCAACGGUUGUUGAAAUGUGAAAAUCAAUUAGUUAACAUGAAGCAUGAGUUUUUCGAUUUAACUUUCAACUUGAUGUUGAGGAUGAUUGUUGGGAAACGUUUCUAUGGAGAUGACGUGGAUGAUGUUGAUGAGGCAAAAUUAUUUAGAGAGUUACAAGCUGAGUCAACUCGGUUGUCUGGUAAAUCUAAUAUAGGAGAUUUUAUUCCAUUAAUAAAAUGGUUGGGAUUUGGUUCAACUUUGGAGAAAGAUAUGAUGAAUUGUCAAAAUCGAAGAGACACUUUGAUGCAAAGUUUAAUUGAGCAACAUCGAAGAAGAAGAAUGACAGAAAUCGACGAUUCAUUUCGUGAUGGAAGGAAGAAGACGAUGAUUGAAGUAUUAUUAGAGUUACAAGAAUCUGAACCUGAACAAUAUAAUGAUGAAACUAUCAGAGCACUAAUGCUACUUAUGUUAGUAGCUGGUACAGAAACAUCAGGGAGCAUAAUGGAGUGGGCUCUAUCUCUUUUGUUAAACCAUCCAACAAUUUUAAAGAAAGCACAAACCGAAAUCGACCAUCAAGUUGGCCACGAACGUUCGAUUGACGAAUCCGACAUGGCCCACCUUCCCUACCUACGUGGCAUAAUCAACGAGACCCUUCGGAUGUAUCCUCCAGCUCCAUUACUAGUACCUCAUGAAUCAUCAGAAGACUGCUCUGUUGGAGGCUACCAUAUUCCACGUGGCACUGUGCUAUACAUCAAUAUAUGGGCCAUUCAAAACGACCCCAAAAUUUGGGCCCACCCAAGAAAAUUUGACCCCGACAGGUUUAACGGGCAUGAAAGUGAAAAUUACAGGUUCAAUUUGAUGCCAUUUGGGUUGGGUAGAAGGGGGUGUCCAGGAGAGGGAUUGGGCCUACGAAUGAUUGGGCUUGUAUUGGGCUCAUUGAUUCAAUGCUUUGAAUGGGAGCGUCCUAGUGAACAAUUGGUGGACAUGACAGAAGGGAUUGCAAUCACUAUGCCCAAGGCCCAACACUUACAUGCUAAAUGUAGGCCCAGGCCCAUAAUUGUCAAUCUUCUCUCACAAACCAAGUCCAGCCCCCGCCCAUCGACUAUUGUAUAG